AUGGUAUCUGAACUAUCCUUCAAACUUCCAAGCUCAUACAAAACGGUUUCCACAACCGGUCAUGUCGUGGUUUCGCAUCACCCACCUGACUCCCUAACAGUAACAUCAGUCGUUAUAGUAACGCUGAAUCGCCCAGAACACCACAAUGCCUUUACUGAAAAGAUGGCCCAGGACUUUGAGAUGCUCUUCCCCAUGUUCGACGUUGACGAAAGGAUAAAUGUGAUUGUAUUAACAGGGGCCGGCAAGACAUUUUGCGCGGGGGCUGAUCUUGACAUUGGAUUUUCUUCCGAGCAAGAGAAUUUGACCAAUUAUCGUGAUAGUGGGGGACGCGUUGCACUUGCUAUUCAUCACUGUCGCAAACCGACUAUCGCUGCUAUGCAAGGCUCAGCUGUUGGCGUGGGUAUGACCAUGACCCUUCCAGCGAUCAUCCGAAUCGCCUACGAGAAAGGUAAAUAUGGCUUUGUUUUUGGCCGUCGCGGCAUCACCAUGGAAUCAUGCUCCUCUUACUUCCUCACUCGUUUGAUCGGUCAUUCAAAUACCAGUUACCUAGUCAGUUCUGGCGGUAUAUUCCCACCAUCAUCGAAACACUUCGGAGAUCUAUUUAACGAAGUUAUGCCCAACGUGUCGCAGGUUCUGCCACGUGCCCUUGAGUUAGCGAGCGAGAUAGCUGAGAAUGUAAGCCCGACUUCAUCUUACCUCAAUCGGGCUUUGAUAUGGCGGGAUACCGGGUCGCCUGAGUUGGCGCAUUUGGUGGAGUCUCGCAUUCUUUACCAUAUGGUUAAGAAUCCAGACCAGAAGGAGGGGGUUGCUGCUUUCUUUGAGAAGAGAAAGCCUAACUUCAAGGCUGACCUUGAUGAAAACAUACCGGCGAAUGUACCCUGGUGGAAUGAAGUUGAUACUCGUAGAAAGCCUAGGGCCACGGGGUCAUCAAAACUAUAG
This is a messenger RNA of Penicillium taxi, 939 nucleotides long. RefSeq names its product enoyl-CoA hydratase/isomerase family protein. The record is from RefSeq and is a predicted model, not a curated record. The transcript is spliced from 3 exons. The coding region runs from base 1 to 939 and encodes 312 amino acids. Lineage: Eukaryota; Fungi; Ascomycota; Eurotiomycetes; Eurotiales; Aspergillaceae.